This is a messenger RNA of Protopolystoma xenopodis, 603 nucleotides long. Lineage: Eukaryota; Metazoa; Platyhelminthes; Monogenea; Polystomatidea; Polystomatidae. The record is from the annotation of a GenBank genome assembly.
AUGGAAAGUGGCACACACAUUGUGCUUGAGGACGACUCUGAGGUGCAUGUUUCACCCAACCUCGGUCUCAUAGAUCCCUUAGUCUCCAGUACCCACCAUUAUCCUCAUCAUCCAUCAGCCUCCACUUUGCAUCUAGCAGACGACAACAUUGUUGAUUCUACUGUUGAUUCUCCAACGGUUAUCUCCAGCACCAGCAGUACACCAACUCUGCCACUCUCGACUACUGGCUCUCGUCCUUCUGGAAUUUCCUCUUCUGAUCCAAAUAUCCAACAAAUACGGCAGCAGCAGCUAUCACAACAGAUUUACACCGAUCAGGUUGGAGCAGUCGCUGGUGCCUCGUUCAAUGUUGUAUCGACACCUCCAUUAGGAGAGACAUCAAAAACCAGCCCUGGUCAGUUGGCUACUCUGCCCAUCGUUACGGCCUCUUUUGUAUCCUCUAUCAGCACGUCAUCUCCCUCAUUCUCUUCUUCCUCUGCUUCUUCUUCGACCUCAUCUAAUAAUAGCCGGACAACGAGAGCAGCUUCCGCUGCAGCUGCUGCUGCAGCCGCCAAGACUUCCUCGGCCUCAUCUGCUUCAUCCAUUUCUUCGGCCUCUUCCUCCUAG